AUGAAGGUUUGGAUUGUGCUGCUCGGGGCAACCCUGCUGGCAGGCUGCCAGGCCAACCCGCUCGUCCAGGAUGAGCCCAAGACUAAGUGGGAAGAGGCCGUGAGCGUCUUCUGGAACUACCUUUCCAAGGUGGGACACGCCGCGGACAAUGUGACCGCCCAGAUCAAGAGCUCCCAGCUCAGCAAGGAACUGGACGGGCUGAUCACCGACACCAUGGCUGAAGUGGAGGUGUACAGAGAAGAGCUGCGGACUCGGUUCGGCCCCUAUGCCCAGGAGGCCCAGCAGCGCCUGGGCAGCGAGGUAGCGGCGCUGACGGGGAAGCUGCGGGCCGACAUGGAGGAGGCCAAGGGCCGGGUGGUGCAGUACACGGGCGACGUGCGCUUGAUGUUCAACCAGAACCUGGAGGAGGUGCAGGCCCGAGUUGGCAUGUACCUGCGCAAGCUACGCAAGCGCCUGGGCAAAGACACUGAGGAGCUGCGCCGCAAGAUGGCCGCCUAUGCCGGUGAGGUGCAGGCCCACACUGACCAGCAGGUGGAUGCUGUGCGCCAGGGCCUGCAGCCACUAAUCGACAGCAUCCGUGACAAGGGACAGCAGCGUCUGGAAGCCCUGAGCCAGGCCAUGGGUGAGCAGAGCCAGAAGGUGCGCGAGAGCCUGGGCACCCGGGCCCAGGAGCUGCAUGGGCACCUGCAGGAGAAGGCUGAGGAGGUGCAGAGCUCCCUAGACCAGGCUGCUGAGCAGGUCCGCCAGUGGUUUGCACCCUUCCUGCAGGAUGUCCGUGCCCAGUUACAGGUCCUGGUGGAGAAGCUGCAAGGGAAACUCCAGCUGUAA
Molecule: messenger RNA, 828 nt
Organism: Emys orbicularis (European pond turtle)
Lineage: Eukaryota; Metazoa; Chordata; Testudines; Emydidae
Gene: APOE
Product: apolipoprotein E
Exons: 3
Coding region: 1-828 (275 amino acids)
Biological process (GO): lipid transport; negative regulation of neuron apoptotic process; regulation of amyloid-beta clearance
Cellular component (GO): intermediate-density lipoprotein particle; extracellular region
Molecular function (GO): low-density lipoprotein particle receptor binding; lipid binding; amyloid-beta binding
Source: RefSeq, a predicted model, not a curated record